Molecule: messenger RNA, 754 nt
Organism: Benincasa hispida (wax gourd)
Lineage: Eukaryota; Viridiplantae; Streptophyta; Magnoliopsida; Cucurbitales; Cucurbitaceae
Source: RefSeq, a predicted model, not a curated record
UAUUGAAAAACCAAAAUUUACUCUUAUUAAAGCCCUUCCACACAUCUCUAAAUAGGAGUAGUGUGAGAGACUUUCAAAGUAGAACACUUUUGAAGGGCAACAGAGGAAAAAAGAGGGUUUUUAAGUUAGUGAAUGGAAAAGGUGAGGAGAUUAGCAGCUGAAAAUGAAGUGCUGAUAAUAAGCAAGAGUUCUUGCUGCCUUUGUUAUGCAGUGAGUGUUCUUCUAAGGGAUCUUGGAGUUAGUCCCAUGGUGUAUGAGCUUGACCAAGACCCUGAAGGAAGAGACAUGGAGAAGGCCCUUGUAAGGCUGCAGGUCUGCAACACGCCGCCCGUUCCUGCCGUCUUCAUUGCCGGAGAACUCGUCGGGUCAACCAAUGAAGUUAUGUCUCUUCACCUAAGUGGAGAUCUCAAUCGAAUGUUGAAGCCAUACAAGGUGGUUCAAGAGAACUAAGAUGAUAUCAUAUAUGUCGUCUCCUCAAUCAACAACCUCAUAUUUGCCAAAAGUUAGAAGCUUUUUAUGUUAUGUACUGUAAUGUUUGGGUACGUAAUGAAUAAAACAACUGUAUAUCAACAAGGUCUGAAAGUUGAUAUGGGCUUUUAUAGCAUAGAACUUUUCUUUCUUUUUCUUUUUCUAUAUUUUUAAUAUCCUUCCUAGUCUAAUUUCUAGAUUUUUUUUUUUUUUUUUUGUUGAAAACUUGAAAUAUUGUCAUAUCCUUGUAGAAUAUUAAAUUAUUAUCGUUGCUAUUUAUUGUUAA